Messenger RNA from Mobula hypostoma (lesser devil ray), 13988 nucleotides. RefSeq names its product nucleus accumbens associated 1, BEN and BTB (POZ) domain containing b (gene nacc1b). Bases 253 to 1731 code for a protein of 492 amino acids. The record is from RefSeq and is a predicted model, not a curated record. Gene Ontology annotation, biological process: regulation of transcription by RNA polymerase II. Gene Ontology annotation, molecular function: RNA polymerase II cis-regulatory region sequence-specific DNA binding; DNA-binding transcription factor activity, RNA polymerase II-specific; protein binding. NCBI's taxonomy places the organism in Eukaryota, Metazoa, Chordata, Chondrichthyes, Myliobatiformes, Myliobatidae. The transcript is spliced from 6 exons.
UGCACCGAUUCUUCGUAAAGCCCUGCCUUUUACCCUGGGGUGCCCCUGGGCUGCCUCACUUCCCACUCCCCGGAGUAUUCGGCCCCCUUUGUGUGUGUUUGGGGGUUGUGGCUGUUGUGGGGGAUGGGCCCCUUCAGACAGCAACAAAACUUCAAAGGUGCUGCAAACUCAGCUCCAGCUCUCCACACAACAAAUACUGUGGUUAAGAGUACUCCUUCUACUGCAGGUACCGCAGCGUGCUGAGUGGAUAUCAUGGCUCAGACCCUGCAGAUGGAGAUUCCGAACUUUGGAAAUAACAUUCUGGAAUGUCUGAAUGAGCAGCGGCUGCAGGGCUUGUACUGUGAUGUUUCCAUUGUUGUCAAGGGACAGGCGUUCAAGGCGCACCGGGCAGUCCUGGCGGCGAGCAGUUCCUACUUCCGGGACCUGUUCAGCUCAAAUAACUGCUCGAGCUUUGAGCUGCCCACAGCUGUCCAGCAGCAGUCCUUCCAGCAGAUCCUGUCCUUCUGCUACACCGGCAGGCUUAGCAUGAAUAUGGGCGACCAGUUCCUCCUGAUGUACACGGCCGGCUUCCUCCAGAUCCAGCAGAUUAUGGACAAGGAGACGGAGUUCUGCCUGAAGGUCAGCUCGCCGCAGUGUGACUCGCAGGGGCUCCAGGCAGAGGAGACUGCGUCCGAGCCGCCGAGCCCUGCCCAGCCCCCCCGAUCGCUGGCCGCCACCCCGCUGUCGCUUGUGUCGCGUGUGAAGACAGAGCACGGUGAAUCAGACUCCGUGCAGUUCACCCCCAUUGGCAAGCGGCUGUGGGACAACGGCCCGAGAGAGGGGAAUGGCAGCGUGGGACCCAAGCUCCCACGGGUCUCCCACGGAGGACCAGCAGGGAGGCAACAGAGCUGCGGAGGAGGCGGGCCAGGCAGCGCAGACCGCACCAGCCCGGGCACCUCCAGUGCUUACACCAGUGACAGUCCUAAUUCCUACCAGAAUGAAGAGGAUGAGGAGGAAGAGGGCAGUGAAGACAUGGCAGAGGAACACUACAGGCAGAUUUGUAACAUGUACACAAUGUACAGCAUGAUGAAUGUAGGACAGCCAGCGACCGAGCGGGUUGAAGCUCUGCCCGAUCACUUGACCACAGAUGCCCGCUCAAGGGUCAGGAUGAGGAGAGAUCUGGCAGCAUUACCAGCUGAACUGAUCACCCAGAUUGGAAACCGAUGCCACCCCAAGCUUUACGCAGAGGGUGACCCCACCGAGAAGCUUGAACUUGUAACAGGAACCAGUGUCUUUAUCACUCGAGCCCAGUUAAUGAAUUGUCAUGUCUGUGCAGGAACCCGCCACAAAGUCCUACUCCGAAGGCUGCUUGCAUCCUUCUUUGACCGGAACACACUGGCAAAUAGCUGUGGCACCGGAAUCCGCUCCUCCACAAAUGAUCCGAGCAGGAAGCCUUUGGACAGUCGGGUUCUCAAUGCAGUAAAAAUCUACUGCCAGAAUUUUGCCCCCAACUUCAAGGAGAGCGAGAUGAAUGCCAUUGCCGCGGACAUGUGUACCAAUGCUCGGCGUGUGGUCCGCAAGAGCUGGAUUCCCAAGCUGAAGCUGCUGAUGGUGGAAGGGGACGCCUACCACUCCUUUAUCUCGGACACUACCGGGCUCAAUCUGGAACCGGAUGUACUGAAUGCAGAGCAGGGUUUUGAGGCUGCCAGCCAUGAGGGUGAGGCGGGAUCUUCCUUGGAGUCAGCCCAAUGACAAGAAUGUUGUGGAAGAAGGUGUCAAAAUCCAGGGUUCAACCUAGAAUGGCUCGUGAAAUGCAGAAUGGCAAACAAGCUGGCUUCUUAACACACUCAAGUAGCGCAGAGACAGCAAGAACCUAUUUAUUCUGCAUCAGUGAGUCUUAAAGAUGUGAAUGGGGUGGAGAUGGGGAAAGGGUACUAUAGGUUAGGUAUUGCACAAUUCCAAGGGUUGUGGGUGGGUGGGGCACUUGUUAAAUGUUAAUGCCCUUUACCUUGAGACUCCGCCUAGGUUGAACCCUGAAAGCUUGUAGCCUAGAUUAAUCGGGCAGGUUGAGACAUCUGUCCGAAAUGAAGACAGUUACUCUUCCAACUCUCAGCUUGGUUUCCCGGUCCUCCCCUCCCUCUCUCUAUCUGAAGAUUUGAAGGUGACUCUGUUACGUGUUAAUGGGAAAACCAGAAGUUGACACAAACUUUGUGUCUUGUGCAUUUUUUUUUGGUUGUUUUACUAAAUCGACACUAUGGUAAUAUUUAAUAGUAGUCUCAUUAAGCUACUGUCUUGAAGGAUUUUUUGAACUGCUUUUUAAUCGCAUUUGCAAUAAUCUCUUAACACUUUGUGGACUGUCUAGCAGCUCUUGUUGAAUAGAGUUUUAACUAGUGAGUAAAGGCAGACGUCACACACUGAGAUUGCUGCUCCAUGCUACUUAACAUUUGCUAAACUUUGUAUCAAUGAAGGUUUUGAUUGCAUUAAUUAUACUGCAGAUUUUCUCUGCUAAAGCAUGUAACUUAAUUUGGAGCUGCAUCUUCAUGUUUUACCAAAGGGUUCCAACUGAGUCAUCUUCCCUCGAAACUAAUUUAAAACAAUCAAUGCCUCCCCACUUAUUUCAUCAUGUCGUAAUAGAUCCCGUUAAAUUAUUUUCAAAGUCCUCCAUUCGGUAUGUUAGCCUCUCAUCAUCCUUUUGUAUAUCCCUCGGGUGCUUGCAGGAUGAGGGUGUUGCUAGCAAGUCCAGCGUUUGUUACUUGUUUCCAAUUGCCCCUUAAACUGAUUAUAUACUGGAAAUGAACAAGGAAUGCUAAAUUUACUUCUCUGCUUGAUACGGUGGGUUUUUCUGCAGUAAUCUUGUUUUCAAGGUUACUAUCACUGAUUCUAGCUUUUCAUUCUUAAUUUAUAUAAUACUGACAUUAAAAUCCACAGCUGCUGUGGUGAGAUUAGAAGUCAUAAAUUUAGAUCAUUAACAUCUCCAUUGUUAGCCAGUUAACUUAAAUUCCGUUUUGCUGUAACUCUAGUUAACGUAAAGCAUGUAAUCUACUUGUCAUAGGCAGAAAAAAAAACAGGGUAGAUAGAGAGAGAAAAUAUUCUGUAACUCCUCUCCAUAUCAGCAAGAAGCAGGAAUUCAGUACAGGCCAUGGACGGGUUAUCCAAAUGAUCUUCUUGCUUUCUGUGUGAGCGGUCUGGCUGUUAUUGGGGCACUGUGUAACAUCUCUCAUGAGUGUCUUUCUUUCAAUCAAGUUACAACAAUCAUUUGGGUCCAGAAGUUCUAAAAAAAUAAAACCAAGCAGUAUUCCCACAGUUCAAGCCUUUCCUUGGAAGGCUGACCAGUUUUAGCCUUUACUUACAAAAUUGAGCUAAAAUACACUGUGUCCAUUUUAUUAGGUACUAGAGUGGAACUUCGUGUGGUCUUCUGUUGCUGAAGCCCGUAUACUUCAAAGUUCAACAUUUUGUGCGUUCAAAGGUGCUCUUCUGCACACCACUGUUGUAACGUAUUUAUUUGAGUUACUGUUGCCUUGCUGUGAACUUGAACCAGUCUGGCCAUUCUCCUCUGACCUCUCUCUUUUACAAGGCAUUUUGGCCCCAGAACUGUGAUUUGAGCUUCCCAUUAUUCUCUGUAAACUCUAGAGACUAUAUGUGUGAAACUCUGAAGAGGUCAGCAGUUUCUAAGAUAUUCAAACCAUCCUCUCUGGCACCAACAAUUAUUUCACAGUCAAAAUCACUUAGAUCUCAUUUCUUCCCCAUUCUGAUAUUUGGUCUGAACAACAACUGAACCUCUUGACCAUGUCUGCAUGGUUUUUGUGCAUUGAGUUGCUGCCACAUGAUUGGCUUAUUAGUUAGUUGCAUUAACAAACAGGUGUACCUAAUAAAAUGGCCACUGUGUGUAGAUUGUUAUUCAAAUUUUUGAAAUCUGUAGAAUAGUGUAGAAUAGCAGUAAAGGAAUACAGCUCAGAGACCAGUAGGUGAUAAUAAAUGUUAAUGCUUCUUGACUGCAAACAUAUUCUCACAUACUCUAGGCUGGCUUUAGACUUCAGGCACAAGAUCUUCAAACCACUGUCCCCUCUGCUCCCAAAAAAAAAGACCAACUCAUUUUCACCAAACAGCUCCACAAUAAAACAAUUUUUUUAAGUAAUGUUUUCUCCAACAGAUAAAUGCAGUGGAUAAUGGCCACCCUCAUGCUGCAAUCUGCAGCAACUAUUAUAAUGUAGAUAGCAUCCCACAGCAGCAUUGGCAAAAAUUGAUGGUGAACUGUGUAACAAGAUAUUAGAGGAGAAGCUUGGUCGAGGAGGUCUGGAGAUGGUAGAGACGUGGAUAGCUUGGGCAAGGAAUUCCAGAAAUUGACCCCUUGGUAAUUGAAAAUGUGACUAUCAGUCAAAUCACUAAAGAACGAGGGGUUCAAAUUAAGAAGUUUGGACAAUAGAGAGAAAAAGAAUUUGAAAAAGGACAAAAACUUUAAAUAUGAACCAGUCUAUACCACUUUAGUUGGGAUACCGGCAGCAGAGUGGUCGAACUUACAUUUAAACAAAGGUAUAACUAGGAGGCUCGCCAUCAGAAUAGCAAGAUCUAUAACAAUUAACAAAUAAGCUAGGAAUAUGACCUUAUGUGAAAGGCUAUUUUAUCAUCAUCCCUGGGCUGGCACUUAAUUUGCAAAUAGUCCCAUGCUGCAGCUCAUUUCCCAUCACUCCUCAGUUACAUACUUUUCCUUCCAAAUAGAGGCAUAAAGCAUUACAGCACAAAAACAAAUUGUAAAGUUCAUCUAGUCCAUGCUGAACUGUGAUUCUGCCAAGUCCCGUUGACCAAAACUUGAAUCAUACUGCUCCAUUCCCCUUCCAUACAACCUAUCCACACUUCUGUUGAAUGUUUCAAUUGAACCUGCAUCCACCAUUUCCACUGGCAGCUCGUUCCACUCUCUCACUACCGUCCGAGUGAAGAAGUUCCCCUUAAGAAUUUCAUCCUUAACCUAUGGCCUCUAGUUCUAGUCCAAACCAUCCUCAGUUGAAAAGGUGUGCUUGCAUUUACCCUAUCUAUACCCUCAUAAUUUUGUAUACCUCUAUCAAAUCUCCCUCUCCCUCUCCCUCCUAUACGCAAGGGAAUAAAGUCCUAACCUAUGAAACCUUGUAAAUUUCCCCUGUACUCUUUCAAUCUUACUGAUAUCUUUAUAGUUUUCCCAUUCAAUGUAUUCCAGGUCAUUGUUUUUUUAAUUUAAAUAUGCCUCAUUGCUCCGAAAAUCCUUUUCAAUGUUCUAGUUGUGGAUCACUCAAUUCUAUUAAAGCCUCUCCAUAACUUUGACAAUCCCCAUUAAAUCUCACCUCGACCAUGAAUUACCUAUUUGUAAUUGGAAGUCUGGUUUAUCAUUAUGGGUGUGAAACAGGCAGAAGGUCAAAGAAAUGGUGUGAUAAUUUAGUCACUGGUCUUGACUUCUGGGAGCAUAGAACUAAAUAGUGUUCAAAAUUGUAAUAGAAGUAAGACCAUAAGAUAUAGGAGCAGAAUUAGGCCAUUUGGCCCAUUGAGUUUGCUCCACCAUUUCAUCAUGGCUGAUCCAUUUCCCUCAGCCCGAAUAUCCUGCCUUCUCCCCGUAUCUCUUCAAACCCUGACUAACAAAGAACCUAUCAACCUCUGCUUUAUCUAUACCUAAAGACUUGGCCUCCACAGCCACCUGUGGCAAUGAAUUCUACAGAUUCACCACUCUCUGGUUAAAGAAAUUCCUCUUCAUCUCGGACGUCCCUCUAUUCUGAGGCUGUGUACUCGGGUCUUAGACUUUCCCAUAGGAAACAUCCCCUCCCCAUCCACUCAAUUGAGGCCUUUCAACAUUCGAUAGGUUUCAACUAGGUCGCUCUUCGUUCUUCUGAAUUCUAGUGAGCACAGGCCCAGAGUCAUCAAAUGCUUUUUAUAUAACAAGCCAUUCAAUCCCAGAAUCAUUUUCGUGAACCUCCUUUGAACCCUCUCCAUUGUCAGCACAUCCUUUGAAAUUGAAAUGGCAUAAAACUCUUCCAGCAGUUGCCACAGCAUAACAUAUUGUGCAUAAUUUUGAGCUGUGAGGUGGCUCCCUUGUAAAAUUGACAAAUAUCAUAUUGAGUGUGUUGUGUUAGUGGCGAGGUGGUGUAGGAGAGUCCACAGCUGUAUCAGACACUACCAUACCUGUUCUGAAAUUCGUGAUGUCCAUGUUAUGUGUUUUUUCACUUUAAUACAAAAUGGCCUGAGUAUAUGCUCCCAUAGCCAAAGUCACUGAUAUGAAAUACAGCACUUGGGCUGUGUACGAGAUUGACAUGCUCGAAGUAAAAUGCUGUGCCAUUUUAAAUAUUUCUUGAAAAGUGAAAAUUACUUUAACUGAUGAGAAGCUGACACAAUAUAGGGAAAGCAAAAGAGAAAAUUACUACAUUUCCAAAGUUUAAAGGACUUAAAAAGUAAUGCAGUUCUUUUUUUAUUAUUAUAGAGUAAUGUAGCACGGAAGUGGGACCUUAUGCUCAACUCAUCCUUACUGACCACAGAAUCCUCCCUGUUAGUCCCAGUUGUCCAUAUUCCGCACCAUAACCCUCCAGGUCCCUCCCUGCUGUGUACCUAUUAAAUUUUGAAGCUGUUCCACCGUUGUCAUAUAGGAAAUCAGUUGGACCUACCGGGUUCUUCAGAUAGCCAUGUGACUGUGUCUAGAUAGCCUGUUCAGUGAUACUGGCUGAGGGAAAAAUAAUGGGCCAGUAAUGGGAAAAGCUCCCCUUGUUCAUCUGUGAAAUAGUACCAGAUUUGUGUUAAGGUGGGGAGCUGUUUAAUAUCUUAGCUGAAAAGAUGACACAUAACACUACUGCACUUCCUUAGUACACCACCAGAGCAUCAGUGAUGAAGUCUCCACAAUCAAUCUGCCUGAUGAGGACUUUACCAUCAGAACCACACUUGAUCUUUAGAGCGGGAGAGAGAAAGACUCUGGUGGUGAAUAUCCAUUUUCUCAUACCGUUCUAUAAAAUCUUAAUUUUAUGGGUUUGAAAUUUUUUAAAAAUGUUUUGAGGUCUGUUGUACUGAAUCUAGGCUAGGUUCUUUUAUGUCCUCAAAGAACAGCACAGCCAUUAGAAGGCUUGUAUUGAUAGCAGGUGAUUGCUGCCUUAGUUACUAUGGUCAUUGUUGCACAGGGCAUUUGGCAAUCUCUUUCUUUAAUUAAAAUAUACUGUUCCAGUAAAGACCACAAUAGAGACCAAGUCCAUUAUAUAUAGUCUUGUUCCAUUCUAAAACUACUGCUGGUUUUCCUUGUCCUCCUGUUUUAACUGCUGGUUAAUGGUCAAUAUAACUAAGCCAUCUGCACACCAGUAGUCAUUAUUUGCCUAUGCCAAGGUGUGGAUAAAAGAAUGCUUUCAAAAAAGAACCACAAGGUAAAGAAUCAUGGGAUAAUGUAAUUUUUGAAUACUGUGGCUACAGCAAGGACUGGAGAUUGAGAAUGCGUAUGUGUGAGAGAGACACAGUCAGAGAGAGAGAGAGAGAAAGUCUGAGUCUAUUGGGAACGUUUACUAACUGACUCUACAAUCCAACAUUCCAUAAUUAGGCUGGUACUUGAAUAUGGACUAUUUAAGCUAGAGCUAUUAUCUUGUAGUGCCAGAAACAUGGUUUAUUCCUGAGCUCUACUACUGUCUAGAUAGAUAGUUAGAUACUUUAUUGAUCUCAAAAGAAAUUACAGUGUCACAGUAGCAUUACAAGUGCACAGAUAUACAAAUAUUAGAAGAGAAGUAAGAAAGAAUAAAUAAUAAGUUACCUCAAACAGCCUAACAGGAGGGGUUCAUCACUUCCCUAGCUACAGGUUGACUCGUUAUAGAGCCUAAUGGCUGAUGGUAAGAAUAACCUCAUAUAGCGCUCUUUGGAGCAGCGCGGUUUUCUUAGUCUAUUACUAAAAGUGCUCCUAUGUUCAGCCAAGGUGCAUGCAGAGGGUGAGAAACAUUGUCCAGAAUUGCCUGGAUUUUCCAUAGUUUCCUUUAUUCUACCACAGCCGUAGCACACCACCACAUAGAAGGUUGGACUAGUGACAACAGACUGAUAGAACAUGUGAAGGAGAGGCCUGCAUACUCCAAAGGACCUCAGUCUCCUCAGGAGGUAGAGGCAACUCUGGCCCUUCUUAUAUGCAGCCUCUGUGUUGGUGCUUCACUCAAUUCUGUCACCCAUGUGCACCCCCAGGUACUUGCAGGUCCUCACUAUCAAUAGCAACAGGGAGCAAUGCUGGCUUAGUCUUCCUCAAGUCCAUCACCAUCUCUUUGGUUUUACUGAUGUUGAGCUGCAGAUGAUUCAGCUUGCACCAUUUGACAAAGUCCUCCACCAGGGCCCUGUAUCCAUCCUCCCGUCCUCCCUUUAUACACCCAACUACUGCUGAGUCAUCAGAGAAUUUCUGCCGAUGACAUGACUCAUUGUUGUAUCUAAAGUCUGAGGUAUACAAGGUAGACAGGAAGGGAGCCAAUACAGUCCUCUCCAAGGCCUCAAUACUGCUUAUAGCCAUAUCUGACACACAGCUCUGAAGCUGCACCAACUUUGUUUUGCCAGUCAGAUAGUCCAUUAUCCAGGAUCCAAUGGAAAUGCCAGCCUGCAUUAAACAGAGAUUUUCCCCCAGCAAUAAAGGGUGACUGUGUAAAGUUUACAUGUUCUCCCUGUUCCUGUCCUCCAUAUGGGUUGGUAGGUGAAUUGGUCACUGUAAAUUGCACCUGGUAUGUAAAUAAGAGGCAGAAUCUAGGGGGUUGUUGUUGGGAAGAAUAAAAGAAAAUGGAAUUACUGUAGAAUUAACAAAUGGACGUGUGAUGGUCAUUGUUGACUGUGUAGACCAAAGGGCCUGUCUCCACGCUGUAUCUCUGUCUGACUGAGAAUGGCCCCAAAGGAACAAGCCACUGCAGGAGUCACGUGCUGGUUCUGGUCACUGUUGGGUUCAAAUAAUUGCAUCUUGUGAAGAUAAUAGAUUGUUGAUCUCUUGCCAUGUUGAAUAUUGCCUUUGGUGAGUGGAGAUCACUUGAAGCAUUUAUGCCAAUCACACAUUUCUCAACAUGUACAUAAUUUAUUUUCUUGAUCAGGGUGGGUAGGUGGUCCCCUUUUAGCAAAAUUCUUCUGUCACAAUACCCUACUUCAUUCUUGCCUCUUUUAUUAACAAAUUCUUCAUAUAACUAUUUCAGGGGGCAUAAACAAAAAAGGAAGCCAUGAGAGAGAAGGUUAUGACUAACUGCAUGAUUCAAUAGUGGGUUUGUUCUGUAUUAAAAAUGCAAAGGAAAAUCAACAAUUAGUUUUUCAAGCAAUUUAAGACACUUUUUCAAAAGGCUGUCGACUGAUGGUGAUCAUGUGAGUAACUAGUGUUAGGAGACUGAGAAAUCAUGGGUUGAAAUGCUUAGGUGUAUAUAUUUUGCCACAGUGAAGUCUAGUCAACUAGUCAGAUAGGCUGGUAUCAUGAAGGGGAUUUUACUUUUACCACACAACAAACUGUUCUGAGCUUGUACAGUGGCAAUUGUGGAGGGAAAAGAAACAUUUUCAAAUUUCAGGGAAGAUUAACUGAGGAAGAAUUUCAUGGAGAAAUAACUGAGAAGUUCUGGUAAAUCAACGCAUCCCAGUAUUCGGUUUUGCUUUGUAUAGUAUUCUGUUUCUCCGCCAUAGGGUACCAUCAGACCUUCCUUGUGCAUGUUAAAGUCUUACAGUUCCAAUUGUUAUUUGCAAGAAUCUUGUUUGAGGGUCUGUGGAUUGGGACUGUGAGGUCUAGUUCUCUGCUGAUUCAUCAUAAGCUCCAAGGGCUUACAUCGGAUAAACGGGGAGAUACAUUGAAAAAUAAGAGUGCACGUAUUUCAUACUGCCCAUAGGGUAAUACAUUCCAGUUUCCUUCCUGUGGUAAAAUAAACACACUCAGCCAGUCAGAUGGCUACUGUAGAGAAGCUGUUGUGUUCAUGAUCCUUUAUGAAUAACAGGUAAAAUUAAACUCAAGCAUGUUUUUAUUUGCAGGGUAGGUGGAGAGAUCAAAGGAAAUGUCUGAGUGGGGUGGAGAAUUAAGAUGACAGUCAAUUGGAAGCUUAGGGUCAAGUGGUGAUUGGAGAUUGAUUGCCAGUGCUGCUGGUGGUGGUGAUGUUUUGUUGAUCACAGCUGAACUGUCUAAAGGAGCUGCAAGUAGGGAAGAAAACAGAGAGGCAAAAAUAGAUAUCAUCAUCCAAGUGAUACAAAUAUCAAAACUGCUGGUACCUUCUUGAAUUCGAUGAGACCCAAGGACUGUAAUAUGUUCAGUUGGAAAGACGAGGUGGUGUUUGUCAAGCUUGAGCUGGGCUUUAUUGGAACAACGCAAAAGACCAGACAUAAAAGCCUGUGUGGGAUAGAGUUAAGAUGAGAGGCAAUUGGAAGCUCAGUGUUCUCUGUGAAGACUGAACAGAGGUGUUGCAUGGUAUAAUCAUCCAGUCUGGAUUUGUUCCAAUAUUGACGUGAAUACCAAGCAGAAGCCCAUGCUGUAUCACUGUGACUGCAAGUAAAGGGGGAGUGUUUGGGUCUCUAGAUGGUGGGAAGGGAAGUGGUAAAAUAUUAGAUUCUACACCUUGUGUGUCUGUAAGAGAUGAUGCUGUACAAAGUUGGGGCGGAUGUGGGUGGAGAUGAAAGAGUGAGCCAGAGGGGCAUGAAAUAAACGGUUCUUUCAGAGUGCUGCAAGUGGAGAGAUUGGGGUGACCCAUUUUGAUGUGGUAUCACGUCUAAGAUGGCAGAGUGUGCUCUGUUGAGUGUGGAGGCUGGAGGGAUGGAAAGUGAGGACAGUAAGGGCCCUGGGUCAGAAGAGAGCACAUGAGAGGAGCUCUGUAGGAAACAAAUUAAAUACAGUGGAGAGCUCUGUCGACAGUGGUGGAGUCACGGCCAUAGCUAAGGAAAAGGAAGGCUCCUUGAGAACAUUGGCACGAAAGAUGUCACCAGCAUGGAUGUGAUGGAGCCAGAGAAAUUGGGAGAAUGAAAUGGAAUACUUGCAGAAGACAGGGUGGUAAGAGGCUUUAAGAUUAUAAUGCUCUUCAUCUAAUGCAGUGUAAAAUGCCUCUAUCAUAUAUCUCUCACCCCUCUUGCAAUAAGGGCACCAAAGUAGUGUAAUGGAGAUCCCAUAUUAAAUCUAUUUUAAUGCAAGGUAAAAUACCUUAGUUCUACGCUUUGUUUCUGCAUUUAAGGAAUGUAAUUAGGGAUGUUUGAUCAAGGUAGAGGGGGCUUCUCCUCACACCUGACCAUUGCAUCCCAACUUAGGAAUGUAUGAUGCUGAUACUGAAGCAAUUUAGAUUUUAGAAACCGUAGAAACAUCAUUCAGAUGGAAGUAUUUUUUUUGUUGUUGGAAAAUUGUAUUCAUUGAAAUGUUAUCCCUUCUCUGUAAGAUCUGCAACCAUCACAGUCAGUGAAAGAUUAAAUGUAUUACCUAGAUGAGAGAGGAGCUUCCUUAAUUCACCGUUCUAAUAUUUAAUGUAUAUUCAUCACUUGACUAAAGAUAAUGCUCCAAAAUAGUUGUACCAUAACUGCAUCCAAAUUUGGGCAUUUUUAUUUCAAAAAUAUUAGUGUGCUAACAAAAUAUGGCUAACCACUGACUGCACUGACUGCAAAAUGUGAGAAUUCAUUUGGGUGUAAUGAAUCCUAAGUGGCAUGAUUAAUGAGAUUACAUGUAACUGGAAUGAAUGGGAAGUAAUUUAAUUGACAGAGGUCUGUUAAGUGAUAUUUAAUGGGAAGUGGAUUAAGGAGUAGAAGUCCUUUUAUUUGGAGUAAAUGGGAAAUGGCUGGGUCCAUGAAAUUCUGUACUUUGAGACUUAAGGUUCAGUGAUUUCACUGUAAUAUUGAGUGCUGGUUUAAACAAUUUAUUUGAAGUUCCAGCCUUCAAUAUGCCACACAGCCUUGAUGAGCAGCAGUACAGUUGGUGUAUUAAUAAGGUGGCAGGCUGUAACCUGCUUUUUAAAAACAGAUAUAAACCACAUUUGGACUGGUAUAAGCAAGUCACAAAACAAAAAUUAUCAAUGGGAUAAGAAUGUAAAGGAGAAACAAAUCAUCAGGAUUUCAAACAAUGGGGCCAGUGGUAGGAAACAAAAUAUAGAUUUAAUACAUGUAUCAAUUUUUAGCAGUUUCUCCAUUUGUGAAAUACAUAACUCUGGGAAUCCUGCAAUUAAGAGCCUGCUCUACGCUCUGGCCUGAUGAAGUUGGGCUCGAAGAACUGAACAAAAAUGGGUUUAAAGAGGGUGCCAGAAUUGUCUUUGGCCAUCCCAAUAAAAUCCAUCUAUUAUCUAUUAAACUUCUCUCUCACCUGAGAAGGCAAUUCGAACCUGAUGCCUGCACUUUUACCUGCAAUCUCUAAUGAACGUUUUUUAAAGCUACUUUAAACAAAAUAAUUUAAAGCAUUUUAGGCUAAUAUGUAUAUAUAGUUCUUAUUUGGCUUAACUGCUGUCAAUUUAAAUUUAGUUCAGAGAGGUGGGGGUGGAGAUUAUCAUACAAGUCCAGGUUCUUUGCUGAAGGCUUGUCGCUGUUGCCUUACAUGUAUAUCAGUGUCAUCUCUGUUGUUCAUGCAGAUCUGCAUUUUUAAUAUCAUAACAGUUUUGUACAAAAUACUUGUGCAUAAAUUUUUUUCCAGCUGCUGCUUAUAAUGACUGAUACUUGUAAAGUUUGUGUAUCUCAUAGCCUGUGACUAUUAAAAAGGCAAGUUUUUUCCUUCUCGCUUAGUUUACUCACUGCCUAACCUCGAAGCUAACAUGGGUGUCUUUGCAGAAACAAUUUCCAUUAAUCUAGCACAAUCAAAAUAUUCCAGGGACCGUAACUUUAAAAAGGGCAUUUAAUGAGAGGUCUAGUUUUUAAAGAGAACUGCAUCGAUUUGGAGACAGAUGCUGCAUCUGAAGCAGGAAGCAAUAUGCUCUAUCCACCUGUUUCUCAUUCCCUUCCUUCACCGGAUUGCAUCUACUGACUAUCCACAUAUUUCACCCACCUUCUCCAGGUUGCAUCUGCCAUUCACAUCUCCUCGACUGUCUAUCCUACCCUACCAUUAUCACCUGCCUUACUUAUUAGAUUCCAUCUCUGGUAUCCUUUUGUGCUGCUGCUUGCCACCCUUCAGCAGCUGUCUCCACCUUCAUCCUCCCCUUUCCCCCAUUUGGCUCCAUCUGUUAUGUCUUCCACCUCCACCCCUCUCCUUGCCCUCUUUGGCUUAAACUGCCUGUCAUCCAAUCCCCUGUCUCUCUCCCUUGCCCCCUCUCCUCUCUACAAGCUGUCUCUCUAACUCAGACAUGAUCCAAAACUAUUGACAAUUCCUCCCCACCCCACCACUCGCGAGCUGUUUAAUGUGCACUGAGUUCCUCCAGCAGAUUCUUUGUUGCAGCAGAGGUUAGGACCUUGGCAGCUGGAGACACUGUUACUGGAAAUGAAGCCACUACAUUUGAGAAUGAACAAUAUCAGAAUUUUGGCUGUGCAAAAAUCUCAGGUCUGUAAGGCUACAGAAGGACAAGACAGGAUGGCGGGGAGUAGGAAGAUUGAGACAUUAGAAAAUAGAACAGUACUGUAUAGGCCUUUGGCCCAUGAUGAUGCACUGAACUUCUAACCCACUCCAAGAUUAAUCUAAUGCUUCCAUCCCAUAUAGCCCUCAUCUUUCUUUUAUCCAUGUGCCUAAGAGUCUCUUAAAUGUCCCUAAUGUAUCUGCCUCUACCAGCAGCCCUGGCAGUGCAUUCUACACACUUAUCACUGUGUAUAAAAAGAAUCUUCCUCUGAAAUCCCCUCAACACUUUCCUCCAAUCACCUUAAAAUUAUGCUCUUUCAUAUUAGCUGUUUUCACCCUCUGGAAAAUCAACACCCCGCUGCUAAAACUUUUCUGGCAUUGUAUGAGAAUGGAUAAGAACCACAAGUUUAUAAAAAUGUUUCUUUAUCAUCUUAAACACCUCUAAUCCUCCUCCACUUCGAAAGACCUGGCUUGUUCAAUGUCUCCUUAUAAAGCACGCUCUCAAAUCCAGGCAGCAUCUUGGUAAAUCUCCUCAGUACCCUAAGACUUCCACAUUAUUCGUAUAAUGCAGUCCAUUGCACUACCUCCUGGGGAAGCAGGUGGA